AUGAUAACAUUAUCAAUUUGGUUAUUCUUAAUAACAAUAAUCUUCCAAUUAGUAGUCAUAAGUUCAAAUGUAACCACUAUUUCAGAAACAUCAACAACAACAUCAACAACAACAACAACAAUUGUUGAUAACGAAGACGAUAUUGAUAAUUCUUUAGAGGAACCACAAAUUGAAACUAUAAAAGUUAUUGGUAAUAAAUUUUUUGAAUGUGAAUCAGGAAAUCAAUUUUUCAUUAAAGGUAUAGCUUAUCAAAAAACUCGACAAGAAGGAGAAAUUUAUGAUACCAAUAAAGAACCUAAUUAUAUUGAUCCAUUAGCUAAUCCAUUUACAUGUUUAAGAGAUUUAGAUUAUUUAAAAGAAUUAGGAAUUAAUCUUGUUCGAGUUUAUCAAAUUCAUCCUAAUGCUAAUCAUGAUAUUUGUAUGAAUGCAUUUGCUAAAGCAGGAAUUUAUGUAUUAGCUGAUCUUUCUGAACCAACAUUAUCAAUUAGAAGAGAUUAUCCUCAUUGGGAUACUGAAUUAUUUAAUCGAUAUAAACAAGUUAUUGAUUCUAUGAAUAAAUAUAAAAAUUUAUUAGGAUUUUUCGCUGGUAAUGAAGUUACAAAUUGUCAAUUAAAUAUUGAUGCUUCACCAUUUGUUAGAGCAGCAAUUCGUGAUUGUAAAAAUUAUAUUAAUCAACAAGGUUAUAGAAAAAUCCCAAUUGGUUAUGCUUCAAAUGAUGAUGCUAAUAUAAGAAAAAAUCUUGCCAAUUAUUUUAUUUGUCAAUUAGAUGAAGAUGAAGAUAAAAAUAAUGAUAAUAUAAAUAAUAUAAAUAAUAGUCAAGCAGAUUUUUUUGCUAUUAAUGUUUAUGAAUGGUGUGGAUAUUCAACUUAUACUACUUCAGGAUAUAGAGAUUUAACUACAACAUUUAAAGAUUAUCCAAUUCCAAUUUUUUUCAGUGAAUUUGGUUGUAAUAUAAUUACUCCAAGACCUUUUACUGAAGUUGAAGCUAUUUAUGGUAAUACUAUGAAUAAAAUUUGGUCAGGAGGUAUUGUUUAUGAAUAUUUUGAAGAAAUUAAUCAUUAUGGAAUUUUAUUAACUAAAAAAGAUGGUCUGAUUACAAAAUUACCCGAUUUUGAUACUUUAAAAAUGAGAUUUAAUGCGGUUAAUCCAAUUGGUAUUACUAUAGAUGAAGCCACCAUAUAUGAACCAAGAAUAUCAUGUCAAGAUAUUUUUGGUGAUUCUUCUUCUUCUUCAUCUUCUUCUUUAUCUUCAUCUUCAUCUUGGGAUGUGGCAUUAACAUUACCUCCAACUCCUAAUGAAGCUAAAUGUGAAUGUUUAUGGAAAUCAUUAUCUUGUGUUGUAUCUGAUGAUGCAAUAUUUGAUGAAGAAGUAGCAUUAAGAGAAUUAUGUUUUAAAGUUGAUUGUGAAGAUAUUAAUGCUAAUGGUAGAUCAGGAAAAUAUGGUCGUUAUUCUGAUUGUAAUCCAACUAUUCGUACUUCUUAUGCUUUAAAUAAAUAUUAUCAACAAUGUGGUAAAAAGCAAGAAAUUUGUGAUUUUCAAGGUCGAGGUGAAUUAUUUCCAAAUAGAGAUUUAGAAGAUUUAGGGAAUAAAUUCUCUAAUGAUGGGAAAAAUUGUCAAAGUUUACUUGAAGGUAAAGAAGAAGAAGAAGAAGAAGGAGAAGAAGUAGUAAAACCUGGUUUACCAGGUUCUAAUAAAGGUAAAGAAAUAGGCAAUAUUCCUAAAGGUAAAAGUAAAGGUAAAGGUAAAGGGAAAUUAAUUGAAGAAGGAGAAACUGAGGAACAAGAACAAGAAGAGGAAGGUAAAAAAUCAAAAUCAAAAUCAAAUAAAACUCCUUCUGGUAAAACUCCUUUAGAAAAUCCUUCUAAAACUUCAGAACUGAUUGCUGGUGGUAAUACAAUUAUUUUCAAAAAUGAUAGUAUUUGGAAAACAUUCAUUGAAAUUUUAUUUACAUGUUCUGCUGCUAUAUUGAUUUAA
Candida dubliniensis CD36 is the source of this 1974-nucleotide messenger RNA. It is a transcript of the gene PGA5, whose product is annotated as 1,3-beta-glucanosyltransferase. Gene Ontology annotation, biological process: fungal-type cell wall (1->3)-beta-D-glucan biosynthetic process. The transcript has a single exon. Bases 1 to 1974 code for a protein of 657 amino acids. Gene Ontology annotation, molecular function: 1,3-beta-glucanosyltransferase activity. NCBI's taxonomy places the organism in Eukaryota, Fungi, Ascomycota, Pichiomycetes, Serinales, Debaryomycetaceae. Gene Ontology annotation, cellular component: cytoplasm; fungal-type cell wall. The record is from RefSeq and is a predicted model, not a curated record.